Molecule: messenger RNA, 1074 nt
Organism: Trichoderma aggressivum f. europaeum
Lineage: Eukaryota; Fungi; Ascomycota; Sordariomycetes; Hypocreales; Hypocreaceae
Exons: 1
Coding region: 1-1074 (357 amino acids)
Source: RefSeq, a predicted model, not a curated record
AUGGUCACGACUCGUGCUCAGGCCAGGGCCGAAAGUGGAAAUGACGAUGAUACAGAUUCACGGCCCAGGUAUUAUGAGAGUGAAGAAGACUCUGGUUUCGAGUUGGAGGAAGAAGAUGGCGAUGACGAGUAUGGUCCUCAGACUGAUUCAAGGCGUUUACGGUCAACAUUUACAGAUCGACCUGAAGAUGGAGAUGAUGCUGAUGAAGACGAGAUGAUGCUUGUCCAAAUUCCUGACUCUGCACAAGUCUCUGAUCCGAAUAUGGCCUCACCACAUCCAUGGUCAUUAGUUGACACUCGCGACUUUCUUUCUUCUUCCUCUUCUCCUUCGGACCAGUCAAUGGAGCCGCCGGACGACGCCCAUACACCAACACUUCACGAAGCCAUCAUACCGCGAUACAAGCCAACCUUUUUUGAACAGCAGCACGAGUCAGGACCGCCUUCCUACGAGGACCUUUUACGGCUCGAGUUUUACCAGACGUUCCCUCACGAUCCCGCGGCCACGCUGUGCAAAUACCAUUUCUUGCAGAUUGCCGAACGGUGGUAUCGGCGUCGUCAGGGACAAACAGAGCAGAUGUUUCAUAACAUCAGGAAGAAAUUUCCGCAUGGUAGAGUGGAGAAUCUGUUCGAUUAUAUGCGUGAUGGGGAUAUUUUGAAGCAGCUCAUAUGGGGCGAGGAGUGGCGACAGAUGCCACAUGAGAAGUUUAUGGAGGCUUUGAGGCUUGGGCUGCGUUAUGCUGAAAUCACACAAGCUCGGCACCGCCGCGAAGCUAUUGCUAGGACGGGGAAGCGUCCGAGAUGUAGUCUGGAGAGUUGCGGCAAGUUGAGUUGUGGGUAUUGUCUUGCGAGGAAGAAUGAGGGGGGUGAUUUGUAUGAGUUGAUGGGAGAAGCGAGAGCGGAGGAACUCCAUGGGGAGUGGCGAGAAGAAGACGUUGCUGCGUUUGAGGAGUAUGAGAGGAGGGGGGUGGAAGAGGAGGGUGAGAGGGCUGAUGUACGGCCUGUGUAUGUGGGUGUGGGGGAGUUGUAUUUCAUUGUGGAUGUGUGUAAUGGGGAGACGAUGGUUCGGUUCCAGUGA